AGCGGCGCGCUUCUCCCGUAGAGUCGUUCCGGCUGCAGCGGCGGAGGCUGGGCGAGGGGAGGAGGUGGCGCAGGCCAUGUGGCCGACCCUGCGUUACCUGGGCGGUGCCUGCGGUCGAGCCCCGGGCCGCUUUGCUGGGGGCUUCCUCCCGGCAAGUGAGCGGGCGUCCAGGGGGCCCGGGCUUCCGUGCGGGGGUGGCCGCAGCUCCAGCACCAGCUCAUUUGAUAUAGUCAUCAUCGGGGGCGGAAUUUUGGGGCUUGCCUCUGCCAGAACACUCAUCCUGAAGCAUCCCGGACUUUCAAUUGGUGUUGUGGAAAAGGAGAAAGAUUUAGCUCUUCACCAGACUGGACGGAACAGUGGUGUCAUACAUAGUGGAAUUUACUAUAAACCAGAAUCUCUGAAAGCUAAAUUGUGUGUAGAAGGCGCCGCCCUCAUCUAUGAGUACUGUAACCUCAAGGGAAUUCCCUACAGGCAAUGUGGCAAGCUAAUAGUAGCUGUUGAACAAGAUGAAAUUCCCAGACUUCAGGCUCUGUAUGAGAGAGGUCUGCAGAAUGGAGUCCAAGGCUUGAGACUGAUCCAGCAAGAGGAAAUAAUAAAGAAGGAACCAUAUUGCAGGGGUCUAAUGGCUAUUGAUUGUCCAUAUACUGGCAUUGUGGACUAUCAACAGGUAGCUCUGUCAUUUGCCCAGGAUUUCCAAGAUGCAGGUGGCUCUAUCUUGAAAGAUUUCGAGGUAAAAGACAUUGAAAUAGCUAAAGAAAGCCCUUCCAGAAGUAAGGAUGGGGUGGACUAUCCAAUUGCUGUCAAGAAUACCAAGGGAGAGGAAGUUCAGUGUCGCUAUGUUGUGACAUGUGCAGGACUGUACUCAGACCGUAUUUCGGAGUUGAGUGGCUGCAAUCCUGAUCCUCAAAUUGUCCCAUUCCGGGGAGAUUACCUCAUCUUAAAGCCAGAGAAGGGCUACCUUGUAAAAGGAAAUAUUUACCCGGUCCCGGAUAGCCGCUUUCCUUUCUUAGGAGUUCACUUUACACCAAAGCUGGACGGCACUAUUUGGCUGGGGCCUAAUGCGGUGCUUGCCUUCAAGCGGGAAGGUUACAGACCCUUUGACUUCAGUACCAGAGAUGUUAUGGAAAUAAUUCUCAAGAGUGGUUUCAUUAAACUGGUGCUUCAGCAUUUCUCUUAUGGAGCAAAUGAAAUGUAUAAAGCCUGUUUUCUCAGUGAAACAGUGAAGCAUCUUCAAAAGUUCAUCCCUGAAAUCACCACCAGCGAUGUGCUUCGAGGUCCAGCUGGAGUACGAGCCCAGGCCAUGGACAGAGAUGGGAAUCUGAUAGACGAUUUUGUGUUUGAUGGAGGAGCUGGGGAGAUUGGGGAUCGUGUUCUCCACGUGAGAAAUGCGCCUUCCCCUGCCGCCACUUCUUCCCUGGCGAUUUCCAGAAUGAUAGUAGACGAAGUGCAACAGAGAUUUAAGUUAUGAACGAACAAUGAGGGAGCUGCUUCACAUUCCCUACACAAGCCACAGGGAUGUACCAGUUGUAUUUUAAAUCAUAAUUUAAGGAAUUGAUAGUAAAACUAUACUUUUUAGGCUAAAAUAACCACUGACUUAUUAAUAGGAGAUAACAGAUAUAAUUUUUAAAAAAAUUCUUAUGAGCACAGAAGUGAAGUGCUCUAUACCUGUUCUGAAACCUCGAGUUUGUUAGAGAUUUACCCAGCCCACUGUGAUUUAGGAAGGGCUCCUAUAGAACGUUUGGGAAGUCGACAUAAAAAUGGACUGUUCCCUAAAUCAGUGUUUGGCUUUAUAAUUUUUUUUUCUUUCCUGGAAAAAAAUAUGUCACAAUAUAUUGUGGGGUGUGACAUUCUUUUAAUCUGAAGAGUCAGGAAAGCUUACAUUAUUUAGUGAUGUUUUUAUGUGGAAACUGAAAAUGCUUGAUUUAAAAAAAAAUAGAUGAAAUUUCACAUUUCUAAGUAGCACAAAACCAACUCAGUCUUUAGUGUCAGUCUCUUUGUAAGUGUCUUUAUCAUGUGGCAUCACCACUCCAUCUGAAGAGCAGUGUACCCGUGUGCUUGCUGCUUACACGACAGUUUCCUAUGGCCGAGAGGUGGAAGUCCCUACGAGGACUAUGAUUUUUAUAAGAGCAGUUUAAAUCCUGACACUGGGUGUAGCAUUAUUUCACGCCUCUGUCCUUUGGUCACACUAAGGUUCCCAAGAUGUUAGCCAGGAUUACCGAUGAUUCGUACCUACCUGGAUUUUCAGAAUUCCUAUAAACUUUGUGAGGCCAUUUCUCCAUUUUUGGUUAAUAUCUGACUUGGAGGCAUUCACUUUUGUAAACCGCGAAAGUGCCUUACAUUCUUUAUAUGUACUUCAUGAACAUGUUGAGUUGGUGCCAAGUGCCAUACUGAAUACUCGUGUGUGUGUGUGUGCCAUAUUGUAUACUGUAUGUGUGUGUGUUUG
Messenger RNA from Onychomys torridus (southern grasshopper mouse), 2443 nucleotides. RefSeq names its product L-2-hydroxyglutarate dehydrogenase (gene L2hgdh). The record is from RefSeq and is a predicted model, not a curated record. The transcript has 10 exons. Gene Ontology annotation, molecular function: (S)-2-hydroxyglutarate dehydrogenase activity; (S)-2-hydroxy-acid oxidase activity. The coding region runs from base 77 to 1468 and encodes 463 amino acids. Lineage: Eukaryota; Metazoa; Chordata; Mammalia; Rodentia; Cricetidae.